Molecule: messenger RNA, 1972 nt
Organism: Carassius gibelio (silver crucian carp)
Lineage: Eukaryota; Metazoa; Chordata; Actinopteri; Cypriniformes; Cyprinidae
Product: coagulation factor X
Exons: 8
Coding region: 87-1550 (487 amino acids)
Biological process (GO): proteolysis; blood coagulation
Cellular component (GO): extracellular region
Molecular function (GO): calcium ion binding; serine-type endopeptidase activity
Source: RefSeq, a predicted model, not a curated record
CUCUCUCCCAGCACUCAGUUCAUUCACCUUCUGUCUGUUUUCUGUUGAUCCUCUAAUGUGAAAGAGCUGAACACUGAUAAACCACAAUGUCUUGUGUCUUCUGGAAUUUUCUCUGCUUGUUUCUAAUACACUGUGUGAGUUCAGAAGUCUUCCUCCAUGGUCAAGAUGCCAGUCAGGUCCUGAGCCGGCGCCGGCGUGCCAACACCUUUUGGGAGGAGCUAAAGAAGGGAAACAUGGAGCGCGAGUGUGUUGAGGAGCGCUGCAGUUACGAGGAGGCCAGAGAAAUAUUUGAGGAUGUUAAAAAGACGGAUGAGUUCUGGCACAAAUAUGUUGAUGGAGACGCGUGUUUGUCUCACCCGUGUCUUCAUGGCGGCGAGUGUAAAGAUGCGAUCGGGUCGUACACGUGUUUCUGUCAUCAAGGCUAUAAGGGAUACAACUGUGAGAUCGCUAUUCCUGUGCUCUGUGAAAGCAAAAACGGAGGCUGUGAUCAUUUCUGCAGCGUGGAGGAGAAGAAUGUUGUCUGUUCAUGCGCUACAGGCUAUGAGCUGGCCAAUAACAGGAAGUCGUGUCAGUCUCAAGAUCCUUUCAAAUGUGGUGCUGUCCAUCCUCAGAAGACCAGAAGCACCUUAAACAACAUACACAUCAACCACACUGAGAAUGAAGAGGAGACCACCGCCGAACCUGUCACAGACGUCACCCACCCUCCCGGCAAUGACACAACCAGCACGUCUGGCCUCCCUGAGCGGUCCUCGGUGAGAAAACUGAGGAUCGUGAACGGUACGGACUGUCUUCCUGGAGACUGUCCAUGGCAGGCUCUUCUCAUCAACGAAGACAACAUCGGCUUCUGUGGCGGCACCAUCUUAAACGAGUACUUCGUUCUGUCGGCCGCUCACUGCAUGAAUCAGUCGCUCUCCACCCGGGUGAUUGUAGGUGAGUUCAACACGCUGGUCGACGAGGGUCGUGAGGUCAUGCACGACGUAGAUGAGAUUCUGAUUCACAUGAACUACAUGGCUAAGACCUACCACAACGACAUCGCCCUCAUCAAGCUCAGCAAGCCCAUCAGAUUCAACAGAUUCAUCAUCCCCGCUUGCCUUCCGGAGCGCGACUUCGCCGAGCAUGUGCUGAUGCUCCAGGAGGACGGCAUGGUGAGCGGCUUCGGCCGAGUGCGUGAGGGUGGCUUCCAGUCCACCGUCCUGCAGAAGCUGACCGUGCCAUACGUCGACCGCGCCAAAUGCAUCGAGUCCAGCACGUUUAAGAUCUCCAACCGCAUGUUCUGUGCCGGAUACAAUCAGGAGGAGAAGGACGCGUGUCAGGGCGAUAGCGGCGGGCCGCAUGUGACACGCUACAAAAGCACAUGGUUCGUGACAGGCAUAGUGAGCUGGGGCGAAGGGUGCGCCCGGAAGGGCAAGUAUGGCGUCUACACGCAGGUCUCCAAAUACAUCACAUGGAUCCAUAAUGCCAUGUCCAAAGUCAUGCCGGAGAUGAAAGCAUAUAUAAAACCCAAAGCAAAGCGGGAGCUGCUGCGGAAGACACCCGUACGCAAAGUCUGACGUAUUAAUUCAUGCUGAUUCAUCAAUGACAUUAUUCUGUUUUCUCUCAUAAUCUUUAUUACGCAUAUAUGACCGUAAACCAGUUUUUUUAAAUUAAGAUUUAUGCAUUAUAUGAAAUUGAUGUUUCCAUUGAUGUAUGGCUUGUUAGGAGGACAAUAUUUGAAAAUCUGAGGGUGCAAAAAAAAAUAUCGAAAUAUUGAGAAAAUCACCUUUAAGGUUUUCCAAAUAAAGUUCUUAGCAAUGCAUAUUACUAAUCAAAAUUAAGUUUUGAUAUAUUUAUGGUAGGAAAUUUACAAAAUGUCUUCAUGGAGCGUGAUCUUUACUUAAUAUCCUAAUGAUUUUGUCAUAAAAGAGAAAUGUAUAAUUGUGACUCAUACAAUGUAUUGUUGUCUAUUUCUCCAAAUAUACGUCUGUGACACUGA